CCCUAAAUCGAAAGAUGAAACUGGUGAUAAAGAAAACUUGAAUCCUGCAAAGCAGCCAAAUAAACAGGAAACUAAUACAUUAAAGAGUAAGGAAAACAUUGUCAAUAACUGGUUCAAUAUGACUAAGGAAGAAAGGUAUCAAAGAGAUGCAUCUUCACUUGAAAUACCACCUGGAAGUGAAGACAAAAUAGAAAGUUCUAGAAAGUUUGCGGAAUCAGAAUCAAGUAGAAUAGUAUCACGUGAUACAGGAAUUAUAGUGGUGGAUAUAGAUCCUAAGACACAAAAUGCAAUUAAAAGUUUAGAAUCGGAGGAAGCAACAACAGAUGCACAAUCAAACGAACUAAUUAAAACCCCAGAAAAUGAACCA
This is a messenger RNA of Dentiscutata heterogama, 367 nucleotides long. NCBI's taxonomy places the organism in Eukaryota, Fungi, Glomeromycota, Glomeromycetes, Diversisporales, Gigasporaceae. The record is from the annotation of a GenBank genome assembly.